CAUAAUCUCCAACAAUUUUUCAGAAUGCUUGGCAUUCCAUUUCUUGAUAAUGCGAUCUGGAAUUGGUUUAAGCCGCAAAGUUUUGAUGAUCCUGUCGAUCGACUCAAUUAUUUUAUUACUUCUACAUUACUAACUUUCUUCGCUAUUAUGGUGUCUGCUAAACAAUAUGUUGGUUCACCUAUUCAAUGUUGGAUGCCUAUGGAAUUCAAAGGCGGAUGGGAACAAUAUGCCGAAGAUUAUUGUUUCAUACAAAAUACGUUCUUUGUACCAUUUCAUGAAGAGAUUCCCGCCGAUGACGAAGAUCGUUCCAAGGCUGAAAUUGGCUAUUACCAAUGGGUUCCCAUCGUACUGGCGCUACAAGCUAUUAUGUUUUACCUACCCAACUGGAUUUGGAAAACGCUUCAUCAGCAGAGUGGAAUCGACUUGAGCACUGCGAUUGAAGACGCUCGAAAAUUGCGACAAAUUGGUGGAGGUGAUCGCAAAAAAGAAGUGGAAAAACUAGCAAUCUACCUCGAGGAAUGCUUAGAAUUUCAAAACGAACGACGGACACCGUAUCGAGUACUAUGCUUUAGAUUUGGUCGAGGACUAGGGUCUUAUGUUUCUAUGCUUUACCUCUUCGUUAAAUUCCUAUACCUUGUCAAUAUCUUCACACAAUUCUAUAUCCUAAACAGUUUUCUGGGGAGCGACUAUACCUUCUGGGGUUUGCAGACAUUCCGUGAUUUAUGGAACGGCCGUGAAUGGCUCGAUUCUGGCGUAUUUCCACGAGUCACAAUGUGCGACUUUAAAAUUCGACGACUUGCCAAUACACAUAAAUACACAGUACAAUGUGUGCUUAUGAUUAAUAUGUUCAACGAAAAAAUCUAUUUGUUUGUCUGGUUCUGGUUCUUGUUUGUUGCCAUCUCAACAGCUAUCAAUUUUGCCUAUUGUUUCUUACAAUUGGUGCUGACAUCGUUCCGUGAAAAAUCGACCAGAACAUGGUUGUCUUGUCCACGAUACGGUGAAGACAGCACGGACAGUUACCGUCAUCAACAUAUCAUGCGCCGUUUCACGCAUGCUGCGUUGCGUCCGGACGGUGUUCUUUUGCUUCGUUUCAUUGAGGGACAUGCUGGUGCAAUUGUAGCUCGAGAGUUGACAACGAAACUAUUCACUGACUACCUCGAACAGAUGUCGUACAAUAACCCAGGACACAGUCAUUCAACCAAAUCAACGAGUCCAGGAGGCCUUGACGACGGUCCACACGAGAAUCUCUACAACUCCGAAAAACUAGGUGCAGGUCUAAUGGCGCCCGACUACCCUGGAAAACCGACGAUUUGAAUGAUUUUCAUUCGCAACCUCUCGCUUUCAACCUCUUUUCAUAAAGCGAAUUCUCGUCACUCUAUCACUUUCACUAACCAAAGGUACUAACUUUACUCUGAGCGCCUUACCAAAAUUGCUCUGAUGCUAUCAGCGAGCAACGCUUUCGAAUAAUGUGUCUCCUCGUUCUCACUUUCUAUGUUGUGUUAAACUUAGAUAGCGAACUUUGGUGGUCCAAUGAUAACAAUUUUGCCUCAGGCUGAUCCUUCUCAUUUCCGCCAUAUUCAUGACUUAUGUUGUUGUUGUUCACGCAUCCACCGGGUCGCUAGCAGUAGGACACAUUGGUCUAGGAUUUUUCUUUUGUUUCUGGAUUGAUUCCAACGAUUUUCAUCGAAGUGAUGCUCGAUUUUCACUGUAUAAUACGUCUUAUUCGAACUCAGUAUGGAUCGUCAUACCGUAAUUGUGCAUUACUUACUGCACAUCUUGUCAUUAUUCGCUGUCAUAUAAUUUUGUUAAUAAAACAUUCGCAGGU
This is a messenger RNA of Cylicocyclus nassatus, 1825 nucleotides long. The record is from the annotation of a GenBank genome assembly. Lineage: Eukaryota; Metazoa; Nematoda; Chromadorea; Rhabditida; Strongylidae.